AUGGGCAUUUCCGGUACAGAGGUAGCAAAGGAGGCAUCUGACAUGGUGUUAGCAGAUGAUAAUUUCAGCACUAUUGUUGCAGCUGUUGGUGAAGGCAGGUCCAUCUAUAACAAGAUGAAGGCUUUCAUUAGCAACGGUGGGAGUAUUCAUCAUAUGGUACACACACAACAGCUUCAUGGGCAUAUACUUGAGCCAAGACGGUCACAGCCUGGUGAGCUACUCACAGCUGGCUCACUGGGGCCAAUGCUCUUCAUGGGAAGGCUUCAAAGUCUCCUUUCACAGCAGCAGGGGAAAAUCAAAGCAUCCACACUCUCCCUCUCGGUGUUGGUGGCCAUUGAAAUGUUCAAUUCCCUGAACGUACUCUCAGAAGACGGCAGCCUGGUGACAAUGCCACCGUGGGUGAACCCGUGGUUGCUCCUGGCAAUGGCGGUCUCAUUUGGGCUCCACUUUGUGAUACUGUACGUUCCAUUCUUGGCACAGGUGUUUGGGAUAGUGCCGCUGAGCUUGAACGAGUGGCUGCUUGUUUUGGCAGUGUCGCUUCCGGUGAUUUUGAUAGAUGAAGUUCUCAAGUUUGAAGGAAGGUUCACCAGUGGCUACCGCUACUCACCUCGCAUUCCCUCCGCUAAGCAAAAGGCGGAGUAA
Molecule: messenger RNA, 642 nt
Organism: Arabis nemorensis
Lineage: Eukaryota; Viridiplantae; Streptophyta; Magnoliopsida; Brassicales; Brassicaceae
Source: the annotation of a GenBank genome assembly